CCCACGCUGGCUCCACCCGCCAUUGCCGCAUACUCGUUCGUCGCUCUCAGUCCCACCUUCCCAUUAGUAGCCGCCGCCGCCGACGGCGACGAGGCGGCAGGUAGUCGUCCGACCGCACGAGCCUUGACGCGAUCUCCGGCCGGUCGGCGUGCGAGAUCGUCCGUCAAGGCGUCAACAACUUGCCCUGCCCAUGCCGUUUCUUCUGACCUACGCGAGUCAACGCUAGCUCAUCUCCGGUUGUCCCGAUCUUCCUGAAGAUCAGCCGUCGGAAUUAGUCCGUACGCAGUAUAAAGAGGCUCGGCCAGCUCGUCCUCCGGCCACGAUGCCUCCCGGCUCCAGCUCCGACCCGCUGCUCGCGCGCGCCGACGGCAUGGCGGGAGAAGGCGGCGACGACGUCGCCCUCGCGGCGGUGGACCACCGCGGCCGGCCCGCCCCCCGCGCCUCCACCGGCCGCUGGAGGUCCGCGCUCUUCAUCAUAGCGGUGGAGAUCGCGGAGCGGUUCUCGUUCUACGGCGUGUCGGCGAACCUGAUCAGUUACCUGACGGGCCCGCUGGGCGAGGGGCUCGCCAAGGCCGCGUCCGCCAUCAACCUCUGGAACGGCGUGGCGCAGCUGGUGCCGCUGCUCGGCGCCGCCCUCGCCGACUCAUGGCUCGGCCGCUACCGCAUGAUCUUGCUCGCCUCCCUGCUCUACAUCCUGGGUUUAGCUAUGCUGGCUUUCUCAACAUUGCUCUCCUCCGGCGGCCACAAAUGCGGCACCGCGGGCAACACGCCCUGUCCGCCGCCGUCCGGUCUUCAGAUGGCUGCCUUCUACACCUCCCUCUACAUGGUGGCCCUCGCGCAGGGCGGGCACAAGCCGUGCGUUCAGGCCUUCGGUGCCGACCAGUUCGACGAGACCCACCCCAAGGAGGCCGUCUCCCGGAGCUCCUUCUUCAACUGGUGGUACUUCGGCAUAUGCGCCGGCACUGCCGUCACGCUGGUCUUCCUCAGCUACGUUCAGGACAACAUCGGCUGGGGCCUCGGCUUUGGCAUCCCCUGUGUCGUCAUGGCCUUCGCACUCGCCGUGUUCCUACUCGGCACCCGCACGUACCGCUACUACGUCUCUGUCGGCAAGAAGAGGAGCUUGUUCGCUCGUGCCGGCGAGGCUUUCGCGGCAUGGAGGAGCAGCCGGCGAAAGUCAAGUAGUAGUCCUCUCGCGGCGCCAGAGUCCAGUGCUCGUGUCGACGAGGAAGAGCAGGAGGUGGUGGCCAGCAAUGCGGACCUCAUCGAGGAAGCCAAGAGCGUCCUCCUCCUGUUCCCUAUUUGGGCAACAUGCCUGAUCUAUGCCGUGGCAUUCUCGCAGUCGUCCACGUUCUUCACGAAGCAAGCGGCGACCCUGGACCGGAGCGUCGGCCAUGGGCUCCAGGUGCCGCCAGCGGCGCUGCAAACAUUCAUCAGCGUCACCAUCGUCGUCCUCAUGCCCCUCUACGACCGCGCCCUCGUGCCUCUAGCUCGCCGCUACACAGGCCUCCCCUCCGGCAUCACCAUGCUGCAGCGCAUCGGCGUCGGCAUGGUGCUCUCGCUCGUGUCCAUGGUGGUCGCGGCGCUCGUCGAGACGCGACGGCUCCGGGUCGCGGCGGACGCCGGACUAACUGACCUUCCCAAUGUGCCAGUUCCGAUGAGCCUGUGGUGGAUGGUUCCACAGUACGUGCUGUUCGGCGCCGCGGACGUGUUCACCAUGGUCGGCCUGCAGGAGUUCUUCUAUGACCAGGUGCCCGACAAGAUGCGCAGCCUCGGGCUGUCUCUCUAUCUCAGCAUCUUCGGCAUCGGCAGCUUCAUCAGCAGCGGCCUCGUGUCGGGCAUCGACAAGGCCACGUCGGCGAAGGGGCACAGCUGGUUCUCCAACAAUCUCAACCGUGGCCACCUCGACUACUUCUACUGGCUCAUCGCUGGGCUCAGCGCGCUCGAGCUCCUCGUCUAUGUCUUCUUCGCAUCCAGUUAUAUCUCAAACAUUGAAGGUUCAGUCAAAGCUAUUGGCCGUCCGAUCCACCGCCGCGCCACCGGCGGCUGGAGGUCGGCUCUGUUCAUAAUCUGGGUGGAGGUGGCGGAGCGGUUCGCGUACUACGGCAUCUCCUCCAACCUCAUCAGCUACCUCACCGGCCCGCUCGGGGAGAGCACGGCGGCCGCGGCCGCGGCCGUGAACGCGUGGUCGGGCGCCGCCUCGAUGCUGCCGCUGCUCGGCGCCGCCGUCGCCGACUCGUGGCUUGGGCGGUACCGCACCAUCGUCGCCUCCUCCGUGCUCUACAUCAUGGGCCUAGGGUUGCUGACGCUCUCCUCCAUGUUCCUAUCACCUGGCAGCCAACAGUGCGACAUCUCCGCUGACGGCCGAUCAGAAUGCCUGUCUUCCUCCCUCCAGACGGCUUUCUUCUACGUCUCGCUCUACCUGGUGGCUUUCGCGCAGAGCGGCCACAAGCCCUGCGUGCAGGCCUUCGGCGCCGACCAGUUCGAUGCCACGAACCCCAUCGAGUCGUCAUCGCGGAGCUCCUUCUUCAACUGGUGGUACUUCGGUGUCUCCGCGAGUGCGACCGUGGGCGUCGCGAUCAUGAGCUACGUCCAGGAUAACGUCAGCUGGGGCCUUGGCUUCGGCGUGCCGUGCACGAUCAUGCUGCUCGCGCUCGUCCUCUUCCUACUCGGCACAAGGACGUACCGGUUCUACGACGACUCCAGUUCUGGCAAGGAUGGUGGUGUGUUCUGGCGUGCCGGUGAAGUUUUUAGGGCGUGGCGCAAGAGAUCACCGGAGGGUGGCGCCCUGGUAGAGCACGGUGAAUACUCAGAGAACGCCGUGCUCGCAGAGGAGGUGAGAGGCCUGGCGAGGCUUUUCCCUAUAUGGGCUGCUUGCCUGCUUUAUGGCGUGGUGUUCGCUCAGUCGCCGACGCUUUUCACGAAGCAGGCAGCGACCCUGGACAGGAGGGUCGGGUCGUCCUUGUUUCAGAUACCACCCGCAGCGAUGCAGUGCUUCUUGGGUGUGAGCAUCAUCAUCUGCGUCGUGCUGUAUGACCGCGUCCUGGUGCCCGUGGCGCGCAGGAUCAGCGGCGUGGCCUCAGGCAUCACCAUGCUCCAGCGGAUCGGCACGGGCAUGGCCCUGGCACUGGCUGCUCUUGUGGUCGCCACGCUUGUGGAGAUGAGGCGACUAAGUGCCGCGAGGGAUGCCGGUGUGGUGGAUGUGCCCGACGCGGUGGUCCCCAUGAGCCUGUGGUGGAUGGUGCCGCAGUACGUGCUCCUCGGCGCGGCGGACGUGUUCACCUUGGUCGGCAUGCAGGAGUUCUUCUACGACCAGAUGCCUGGCGAGCUCAAGAGCCUCGGGCUCGCGCUCUACCUGAGCGUCCUUGGAGUCGGCAGCUUCAUCAGCAGCUUUCUUAUCUCAGCCAUCGACGGUGUGACGAGGAGGGAUGGUGGUACGAGCUGGUUUGCCGACAACCUCAACCGGGGGCAUCUGGACUACUUCUACCUGCUGCUUGCUGCGCUCACUGCGCUGGAGCUUCUUGCUUACCUUUACUUCUCAGGGUCGUACAUUUACAAAAGAAAGACUGCCAAUCUCCACUGAUGCAGCAAGAAACAAGCAUCAAAGCGGCUGAUGCAGGGCCUGAAGGACGUUGUGCUCUUCUGCUGUAGUCAACCUGAAGGACGUUCCUCGGGUGAUCACCAAUCAGCGAAGAAGAGCCAGAGCCUGAGGACGUUAUGCUCUUCUGUCUGUAAUCAACCUGAGGAUGUUCAUAACAACUUAUUCCAAUGCGUCACCGAGAAAGUCGCGUGGAGAUGUA
Messenger RNA from Lolium rigidum, 3797 nucleotides. RefSeq lists its product as uncharacterized. Bases 323 to 3580 code for a protein of 1085 amino acids. NCBI's taxonomy places the organism in Eukaryota, Viridiplantae, Streptophyta, Magnoliopsida, Poales, Poaceae. The transcript has 10 exons. Gene Ontology annotation, biological process: transmembrane transport; dipeptide transport. Gene Ontology annotation, molecular function: dipeptide transmembrane transporter activity; tripeptide transmembrane transporter activity. The record is from RefSeq and is a predicted model, not a curated record. Gene Ontology annotation, cellular component: membrane.